AGUAGGCACCAUGUUGUGCCAUGAGAUCUUACUCUCCUAGUUCAGUUCUCCAAUUUCUUACAACAAUGGAUUUGUGUUCUGUAUUUAUAUGCAUAGACUGAGUUUCGAGGGUACACAAUAAAAUCUUGUUAUAUACCCCGUAACAAACAAUAACUAGAUUAUGGUGCCUAGAUUUACAUAGUAAUUCACCGAAUAGGUAAAUUAAAAUGCCUAAAACAUUUGGCAUCUAACAAUUUCUUUUUUUAAUUAUAUUUUCAAAAUAGACAUUUAGCAAUUUUGUUUUAUUUUGCUGCCUUCUUUGCCAUGUCUAAUACAUCCGGUCCAAUUUUGUCAUUAUCAUCUUUUCUUUAUCAGCUCCAUACGUGUCCUUCGGUUUUAGGAUAGUGUUCUACCAUUUAAUUACUCUUUGACCUAAUGUUGCCCCCUGGAUGUCUUCAUCUUGCAGAAACAAAAGCUGCUCAAUGCUUGUCCUUUGGAAUUUGGCAUUGUGAAGAGAUUUUUGAAAUAUAUAUUGGAUCGUGAGUUACCGUGAUGAGUUUGGGAGCCCAAGAUGAAAAUACUAUGAGGAUAGCGAAGAAGAACUUGGAUGUAACAGUGGCUAAAAUUUCGGCAUACAACUCAAGUCUCGUUGUGAUAGAUGAUGCUAGUGAUGAUGAUAAUGAUGAUGAUAAUGAUGAGACUUCUUUGCCAGAGAUGCCGACAUUGGAUCCCCUUCGAAAGAAAGGAAAGGGAACUACUUAUGGAAGGCUUAAAAGCUCGAGUGAGAAAAAGAAGAAAAAAUAUAAGAAAGGAACACCCCAAAAUCUAAUAGAAAGUCGAGAGUUGGCUGUCCAAGCAACGGAGGAUGUGACUAAUUUACCAGAUUAUUCAAGAUAUUCAAAUCAGACUCGAAAUACCUUGCGUCCUAACAACAUUGGUGGUCCUAUAGUAAAUCUCAAUCUCCAUAAUCAGAUGCAACCACCAUACAUUAUGCCGACAGGGAUUAUGAAUGGAUUUUCCUCAUUCACUAGUCAGAUGCAACGACCAUAUAUCAUGCCGCCAGGGGUUGUAAAUGGAUUUUCCCCAUUCACUAGUCAGAUGUUGGAGUACCAUAAUAGAUCCCAUGGAAACAUUUUGAGUCAGGGGCCAUCAAAUUUUUUUCCACAUCCUAGGAUGCAUGAAUUGAACGAUUAUGAAGGCAUAGACAAUGCACGGUCGCAUGACAAUUCGUCGGAAGGCGGAAGAUAGCGGGAUGGAAUGUAGCAUCUAUAUGUUCCACAGGUACCUUGACACGGUUGGAAUGAAGAAGUCUAAAGCAUAUCUUAUCAACGGUGUUGUCAUAUUCUUAUCUUGGCUGGUUGCCAGAAUUCUCCUAUUUGUCUACAUGUUUUACCAUGUCUACUUGCACUUACAUCAGGUCAACGAGAUGCGUGUGUCUGGGAAAUUCUUGGUGUUUGGUGCACCAUUGGCGCUAACUGUGAUGAACUUAUUGUGGUUCGAAAAGAUCAUCAAGGGAUUGAAGAAGACUAUAGCAAAGAGGCAGUAAAAGGUGUAUAAGGUAUUUUGCAGGUCUAGCCAUUAGAGAGAAAUAGUUGAUCCACUCAUAUCUGGCUUUCCCUUGUGUAAAAAAGUGAGAGGGAAAGAUAGAAAAGUUCAGGACCCCUUAGGUUAUAGAUGGAGAAAUUCGGAUAAUGGACUUGCUUGUAACAGCAUCUUCGGUGUCUGAAGUUUAAUCAUUUGGUUGCAUCACGAGCUCCACUUCUGAAUUAGAUGUAUAUAGUGUGAAGUACUUAUUUAUUUGGAUUUGAAUGGAGAUGAAGUUGCUGGAGAUCAAUGCAAUUACUAGUGAGUUCUUUUGCCUGAA
Messenger RNA from Syzygium oleosum, 1843 nucleotides. RefSeq lists its product as uncharacterized. The transcript has 10 exons. Gene Ontology annotation, cellular component: endoplasmic reticulum; membrane. Gene Ontology annotation, biological process: lipid homeostasis. Lineage: Eukaryota; Viridiplantae; Streptophyta; Magnoliopsida; Myrtales; Myrtaceae. Bases 532 to 1227 code for a protein of 231 amino acids. The record is from RefSeq and is a predicted model, not a curated record.